Messenger RNA from Cajanus cajan (pigeon pea), 3245 nucleotides. Its product is annotated as transport inhibitor response 1-like protein. Gene Ontology annotation, molecular function: protein binding. Gene Ontology annotation, biological process: SCF-dependent proteasomal ubiquitin-dependent protein catabolic process. Lineage: Eukaryota; Viridiplantae; Streptophyta; Magnoliopsida; Fabales; Fabaceae. Gene Ontology annotation, cellular component: SCF ubiquitin ligase complex. The record is from RefSeq and is a predicted model, not a curated record.
AAUAGAGAUGUAUAAUAAUAAAAAAUAAUAAAUGAUGUUUGAUAAAGUAUUGGAGGGAGUGGGAGAGAGAGGCAAAGGAAGAAUCUUGUGUAAUGGUGUGAAGCAACGAAAAAGAUGAAUAAAAUGGAGGGCCAAGCACCGUCCCCUCUGCCGGACCAGGUCCUGGAAAACGUCCUGGAAACGGUCCUCCACUUCCUGAGCUCCCGGCGCGACCGCAACGCCGCCUCAUUGGUCUGCAAAUCAUGGUACCGUGCGGAGGCCCUGACCCGAUCCGAGCUCUUCAUCGGCAACUGCUACGCGGUCUCCCCACGGCGGGCCACAGCCCGGUUCCCCCGGGUGCGGUCCCUGACGAUCAAGGGGAAGCCCAGGUUCGCGGACUUCGAUCUGAUGCCCCUGAACUGGGGGGCCCACUUCACCCCCUGGGCCCAGGCCUUGGCCCAAUCGUACCCCUCCCUCCGGCGUCUCCACCUGAAACGCAUGUCCCUCACCGACCGCGACCUCACCCUCCUCUCCCUCUCCUUCCCCCACUUCCAAGACCUCCUCCUCACUUGCUGCGAAGCCUUCACCACCACCGGCCUCGCCGCCAUCGCCGCCAACUGCAGGCUCCUGAGAGUGCUUGAUCUCGCCGAAUGCGUCGUCGAGGUUGCCGACGAGGAAGUGGAUUGGAUUUCGUCUUUUCCGGAGACUCAGGAGGAGACUCAUUUGGAGUCUCUUGUUUUUGACUGCGUCGAGUGUCCCGUCAAUUUCCAAGCUUUGGAGAGGCUCGUGGCGCGCUCUCCCUCGCUCAGGAAGCUCAGGUUGAACCGUUACGUUUCCAUGUCGCAGCUGCACCGUUUGAUGCAUCGCGCGCCGCAGCUCACGCAUCUUGGAACCGGUUCCUUCAGUGCUUCCGAACUGGAUCCCGAACCGGAUUACGCCUCUGCGUUUGCGGCUUCCAAAUCCUUGGUUUGUUUGUCUGGCUUCAGGGAGAUUUGGCCGGAUUAUCUUCCUGCUAUUUAUCCAGCUUGUGCUAAUCUUACAUCCUUGAAUUUUAGUUACGCUGAUAUCAAUGCACAUCAGCUCAAAUCGGUUAUACGUCACUGUCAUAAGCUGCAAACGUUUUGGGUCCUUGAUUCGAUAUCGGAUGAAGGGCUUCAAGCAGUGGCUGAGACUUGCAAGGAUUUGCGAGAGCUUCGGGUUUUCCCUGUCAAUACCAGGGAGGAGAUAGAAGGUCCUGUGUCCGAGGUGGGAUUUGAGGCGAUUUCUCGAGGCUGUAGGAAACUGCAGUCAAUCCUGUUUUUCUGCCAGAGGAUGACGAAUGCAGCUGUGGUGGCCAUGUCGAACAACUGCCCGGAUCUUGUGGUGUUUCGGUUGUGUAUAAUUGGGCAGUAUCGGCCGGAUCCUGAGACACUGGAACCCAUGGAUGAAGGUUUUGGUGCCAUUGUUAUGAACUGCAAGAAGCUCACUCGGCUUGCUGUGUCUGGUUUACUGACUGAUCGAGCUUUUGGUUACAUUGGGACAUAUGGGAAGUUGAUUAGGACGCUGUCGGUUGCCUUUGCUGGAGACACUGAUCUGGGGCUCAAAUAUGUGCUAGAAGGAUGUCCUAAUCUGCAGAAGCUUGAAAUUAGGGACAGUCCAUUUGGGGAUGGAGCUUUGCGUUCUGGCUUGCAUCAUUUUUACAACAUGAGGUUCCUCUGGAUGUCCUCAUGCAAGUUGACGCGCCAAGCUUGCCAAGAAGUUGCACGAAGGUUGCCCCAUCUGGUGUUGGAAGUCAUUAACAGUGAAGAGGGUAAAGCUGAUGAUAUUGAGAUUCUGUACAUGUAUCGGUCUCUGGACAGACCAAGGGAUGAUGCUCCGAAAGUUGUUACUAUCCUUCAUUGAUUCUUUGAAACUUGACAAGUUGUUAGCUUAUUCCUUGUAAUGGGGGUUGCCGAGGGAAAUUAUAGUGCAGGGAUAUUUUUUAAAUAAACCUGCCACAGUAUUGAUGUUAUGUGUUGUCGAUGUUAAAAGAAGCUGAGCUAACAACUCUUCUGCCAUUCUCUUGGCCGGUGAGGCUAGCUUUACUGAGGCAAAGCAUUCAUUCUUGUGUAUGAGAGAGGACUCGGAGAUUAGUACAAGGAGAGAGUGUGUGUUGAGAAGGAUGCCGGAGACGAGGAAUCCUUCAGGUAUUGGACCAUCCAAUGUUGUUGUAUCACUAUAGUUAAAAUAUAUGUCCUUUUCCUUUUUAUUAAUUUUAUGAUCAAGAGAAACUACCAGAGUUGGGAAAGGUAGAAAUUGCUGAAGCUGCUCUGAGGAUUGGUUAGUAAGUGUUGUUCAUCUCCUUAGUCAGUUGAGAAGCAGAUUAAGAAGGAUCAAAAUAGAAGGUCUGGAGAGGUGACAGUAGAAAAGCAAAAGCGUUCCCUUUGUGAGGACUUGGUCUCUAUAUUUUGACUCAGAUGAUAGUUAAGCUGUAGGUUACGUGAAUCCAAUCACCAGACUGAUAUAAGCGUAUCUGCGUUCCACUUUUGUUUUCUCAGAUGUGUUUCUGUAGCUCCUGACUCUUGAAUUUACUUUUAGUAAGAAAUUGUGACAUGGUUAAUAAAUGCAUGGACCAUAUACAAACUUACUGGAACUGUGCUUAUGCAUUUUGGUUUCUUAAUGUAGAAUGAUCAAUUGAUUGUGAAGGCCCAUUAUGUUGUAUUUUAUUCAAGUACGCGUUGUGAUUGUGAUGAGGAGCGAGGAGGUUGUUUCCAUAAUCAUGGACACACACAGAGCUUAAUUGACAAUAGGAGUGGACAUUAUUAGUUGCAUUCUGAAUGAAUUCCACAUGGAGUGAGGGGGCCAAUAAUUUUGAUGGUUUUUCUCUGGCUCUCUCAUUAUUAGGAGGGAAGAAAUCUUUCUUUCUGCUUUGGUGAUAUUCAAACUGGCAUAACGCAGAAUGGUAAAAGUAAACCGAACAAGAAAGUGGGAUCUGACUGUGCAUGUGAAACAAGUGGUGGGGGAGCAAAGCUUCGAUUUUCUUUUUAUCUAACCAUUUUCUGCUGCGCCAAGUGGACCAUUGCAAUUUUAGCCAUUUACCCACUUUUUUUUUUAGUCUUACCCUCCUCACCUUCACGUUCUGAGGAUAAGAAGCUUGUGCGGUGAACAUAGGCAAUAAAUGGAACAUUCACUUCUCAUUAUUAGGCCUGUCCACAUUGCUGAUGGAGGGAAUAGUCCCCUUGUGGUUGUGGCAAUUACCAACUCUUAAGCUUAUUUUGUAAUACCUUUUUCCGCCUGUUUUGGAUGAA